Molecule: messenger RNA, 1700 nt
Organism: Trifolium pratense (red clover)
Lineage: Eukaryota; Viridiplantae; Streptophyta; Magnoliopsida; Fabales; Fabaceae
Exons: 4
Coding region: 256-1449 (397 amino acids)
Biological process (GO): regulation of DNA-templated transcription
Molecular function (GO): transcription coregulator activity
Source: RefSeq, a predicted model, not a curated record
GAAAGAGAAAGAGAAAGAAAGAGAGAGACUCUGUCGCCACUACACUGUGUUUCUUUCUGUACAUACAUAAAAAAAUUAAAUUAAAUUAAAUUUAGAAAAAAAAUAUUAAAUUUAUAAAAUAAUAAUUUAUGUAAGUAAAUUGUAAAACUCCUCAAACACAAACAUAGACACACUACUCAAUUAUUUCUGUCCAUUCCUUCUUCCCAUAUUGUUCUUGUGUUGUGUCUCAGUGUGAGUGUUUUGAAAUUGUUGAAGAUGCCGCGGCCAGGUCCAAGGCCAUAUGAGUGUGUGAGAAGAGCUUGGCACAGUGAGCGUCACCAACCAGUAAGAGGUUCUAUUAUUCAACAAAUUUUCAGGGUUGUCACUGAAAAUCACAGUUCCGCUACUAAAAGAAACAAGGAAUGGCAAGAGAAACUUCCCGUUGUUGUUCUUAAAGCUGAAGAAAUCAUGUAUUCCAAAGCUAAUUCAGAGGCUGAGUAUGUGAACUCUGAAACACUAUGGGACCGUCUCAAUGAUGCUGUUAAUACAAUUAUACGGAGAGAUGAGACAACUGAAACUGGUGACCUUUUGCCCCCAUGUGUUGAAGCUGCACUUAAUCUUGGCUGCAAGCCUGUUAGAACUUCGAGAAGUGAUCGGCAUAAUAACCCUAGGACAUACCUUGGUCCAAGACCUCAACAAACUCCUUCAGGGUCUCCAAGACCUCAGCAACCUCCUUCUGCUGCUCUUGCACCGAAUCCCGUAUCGGAUUCUAACCAGCAUGCUCACCAAAAUAGUAAGCUGAGUGGUUCUUCUAACUAUCAUUACAGUUUUCCAUCUGGUCAUCAUCAGCCGUUGACAAUGGAAGCUAAACCCUCAUUGAACACGACAGGUUCAGUUUACCCAUUGUACUACGGUGGCGAAGCCAGAGAGCCUCAAGUAAGGACUACUGUAAUAGAUAAUACUUCUUCAAACACGAUCUUUGUUGGCAGACCAGUCAUUGCUCCAGUUUCUGAUCCUUCUGGAAUUGGUCUAUUGGAAAACUCAUCAUAUGGUAGAUUUCAACAUGUUGCUAACAGAACUGUACAAGAAACUGGUUUAAGCACUCAUGACUCGCCAGGUGGGGAAUGUGAUUUGUCUUUGAGGUUGGGUCAGUGUCUGCAUCCUAGUUCGAGCGGAAAAAGUAGUUCAGCAUUUGAAAUAGAUGGUGUUGGUUUAGGUCUUUCUCCGGAGGGAAGCAAUUAUAGUCAUGUGUCUUUCCAGAGAAAUAGAGAGUUAUCACUUUACCCUAGAGGAGCUGGUUAUGGUACCAUCGACUCCAAUUCUAGAGGCAAUGUAGAGGGUGAAGAUCAGAAUUCAGAGGCAAUGUUUCGGAAACGCAAAGCACCUUUAGCUAACAGUGAAGAGGAUGGACAAUUUUGCCGGCAUCUAGGGGUCCCAUCCAAUCGUUUUACUGGUAGGCCAGGUUCGUAGUUAGUCUUUUUGUUGUGCCAUAUAUGCUUUUCCAAUUCAAGAUGCUCCAAAAUGUUGUUGAAUCCUCUUAUGUAGACUCUCUGCAUAUGUAGCUCUACUUGUGAAAAAAAAUUAGAAGAUGGCGUUGAGUUACUAGUUGCAUUGCUGCAAACGUGAACUGUAUAUAAAAAUCUUAGCUUGCUUUCUUUGAUUUCUGUUUUGGCUCUUAAUAGAUUAAAAAAAAAGUAUGAAAUUUGAACUUUUGAAAUUGA